Molecule: messenger RNA, 2586 nt
Organism: Stylonychia lemnae
Lineage: Eukaryota; Ciliophora; Spirotrichea; Sporadotrichida; Oxytrichidae
Source: the annotation of a GenBank genome assembly
AUGCCUGUGAAACCACAAAAUGAGCAUAAUUAAAAUUGCUUGAAAAGUAUUGGAAACAUUUGUUGCUACUACGAUAAGACUAAAGGAAAUUUCCUUGGCUGCUCAAACUAGAGACAGCAUGUUGAAACCAUAAUUGACCCUUUCAAAGUGUCUAUUCUUGAGUAAAGUAAAUCACCAUCAAUUCUUAAAAUAAGCAUCUGCCUCAAAAGUUCCUUCUAAUCUAAGGAAAAUGAAGAAGGCUAAAGGGAUUAUAGCGGUUAAAGUGCUUAGGAAUUUUCACCCACAAGCAGUAAGAAGAUGAAUCCCUUGUCGAGUUCUAGUGAAUCUCCAGGUAAAGCUAGUUCUUAAUCACUAUCGCAAGAGAAAGUUAAAAGGCUGAGCCCAAGAAAGAGAAGGGAGCUUGUCCUCAAAUUUAUUAAUGAUAAGAUUCAGCUCUCUAAUAAGUAUCAAUCUAAUAUUGAAUUGCUAAAAUAAGACAGUUUAAAGAACCUAGGAAUACAAAGCAUCACACAAGGGACAACUUUGCAAUCAACUCCUAAAAAUCAGAAAAGUUCAAGAACGAGCACCAGAAUAAAUUCAAGAUUAGUAGAAACUUAAAAUGAAGAAGAGCAAAGUAUUGAGAUUCAAACUCAGAUGGAAAAUUCAAUUGAAAAUAGCAUUAAAAUAUCACCAGGAAGCAAGAAUAAGGUUCUUAUUACUGAAAAUAUGAAGAUUGCUGAGCUCGAUAAUGAGGAGUUUUAAGUAUAGCUUCUAGGGAAAGGAACAAUUAAUUAUUAUAGUGUGGAUUAAGAUUACCCUAGAACUCAUUCUCUGUAACUAGAGGAGAUCAAGUAAUUUGAAUAUGAUGAAAGGGAGUUGUCAAGUCAAAGAAUCGAUAGAUUUACCUUGGUAAAAAUUUCUGGAGAGCAUUUGACCUUCAAGUCUGUAGAUGGCAGACCAAGUCGGAGAAUAGGAUAAUGGAUCAAAACACUUGUCAAAAUGAUACAGAAUUAUAAUACAGAAUGUGACAAUAUUAUGGGCUUAGGUACAUAUAGCUAGUAAACUGAGGCCUCAACUUUGUCCCAGCAUUAUUCCUAAUCUCAAUAAAAAUGCAAUUUCAUCUCUCAUAUAGUUCUCAUGAAAGGAAUUACAUGGGCUCGUGAUUCGCACGGACUUUUUGACUAUGAAAGUAGGCAUUUAACUAAAAAUACUAUGAAGACCAAUAAUGAAGCGCAAUUGGUCAGAAAACAGAAUAAUAUAGAGCUAAAUCCACUACCAAUUGACAAAGUCACCAACGCUGACUUUGGAUAAGCGACCGUUGAAGCAGAGUCAAAACCUCUUUUAAAUAUCAUAAAUGAGGAAGGUAAGUCAAGUCAUAAAUAAUUUCUAUCAUAAUAAAAAGACUAAACUGUCGUGAUCAGACUUUUGAUGAAUUUAAUAGAUUGCUUUUACAUUGAAUCUGUCACUUGCUUGUAAAAUGGAAUAGGGAAUGCCUCUCCUACCAACAAAAAAGAGGAAGUUCAAAUGGAGUAAAAUAUGGGUGAGAUGUCUAGAUAAUUAAAUGAACAUAUGUAUCUUGUAGUUAGAAGUCUGAAACACAACAAUCAGAAGAUUGAGUAUACACUUCAAAAAGGAGAUAUAGUAAAGCUAGGUAGAAUAAAGUUUGCUGUUAAAGAAAUCGCACUUGUUGACACAAGCAUGGAGGUUGAUGAAAGUUCUAAUCAGAAAGUGAUUCGACAUGCAAAUGUUGAGUCCAUUGAUGAUGAGGAAUUCUUUGAAUUUGAAAAAGUCGAAAGCAUCUGGUAUGAUAUGACCGAGGAUGAACUUACUCAAAAAGCCCUCUAAGAGGAGAUCAGCACAUGUAAAAUCUGUUGGUCUGCUUCGAUUGAUAAAAAUAAUCCUCUAAUCAGUUGUUGCAAGUGUAUUGGUACAGUAGGCUUUAUUCAUUACAACUGCCUCAAGCAAUGGCUAGAGUCUAAGAAAAAUGUAAAGAGCGGGGAGAAUUUUACCUCCAUUUUUUGGAAAUCAUUUGAGUGUGAAAUUUGUAAAAAAGCUUAUCCACUCAUGAUUAAAUCGAAUGAUCAGAACUAUCAUUUGGUAGGUUAUGAAAGACCUCAAACAAGCUAUCUAGUUCUUGAGAGCUUGAAUCAGGAAAAGAAUACCUCCAGAAUUGUACACAUUAUCAAGCCUAGUUAGGCAAAAGAUGUGUUCAAAAUGGGAAGGGGUCACGAUUCUGACCUGAGAAUAAAUGACAUUUCAGUUUCUAGACUCCAUGCCAUGAUUAAAUAUAAGGACGGUAGAUUCCUAUUGGAAGACAAUAUGUCAAAAUUUGGCACAUUAGUACUUAUCAAGAAGAAGACACCACUAAUCCCCGGAUUUAAUAAAGCUGUGCAAAUCGGGCGAACAGUGGUUAAUUUCUCAGUAAAAAAUAUCUCUCAAUAUGUGCAUAAGUAAAGUAGUAGUUAGCAUGUUGGCGCUGAAAAAGAAUAAGGCUACAAUUAAAUAGAUAAGAUGGAUGUAAAGGGAGACGAUGGGGACGAGGAGAUAUAUCAAUAACUAAAAAAAUCACCAAGAUAUGGAGAUGAUGAUGACAAUUAGUAAUAAUGA